Molecule: messenger RNA, 381 nt
Organism: Postia placenta MAD-698-R-SB12
Lineage: Eukaryota; Fungi; Basidiomycota; Agaricomycetes; Polyporales; Adustoporiaceae
Exons: 4
Coding region: 1-381 (126 amino acids)
Source: RefSeq, a predicted model, not a curated record
AUGCCAGCCGAGCUCACAAAAAGGUGUCGGGAGUAUAUUCACACCACAAAACGUUCGGAGCACGAAGAUACAUCACAGGACACUGAAAAGUUUCCACUAGACAAGCCGUGUCAAAGCUGGGGGUUUGGCGAAAGCGAGGCCCGUCGGGCUAUCAAUCGCAAGUGCGCGGAUUCUGGAAGGACAAGAACGCAUGCCAGGUAUCGUUACGGCAUCCUGAAGUCUGGUACCGAGACUGAUCAGGAUGGGGCCAGGCCCAAAGCGGGUGACGUACAGACCCCAGCCAUCAGAAUCGAGGUUGGCACCAAGCUUGUUGAGGCAUUCAAAGAGCCACGGCUACAAGGAGAAGCGACGACUCAAGAGGCCAUCCGCCACAUGGUCUGA